AUGGACUUCCCUCAGGAAGGAGAGUCGAUUUAUUAUCGAUUGCAGGCUGCAUUUUCUCGCGACUUGUAUGGAAAUCUGUUGCACUGCACAGGAUCACAGGAAGCCCGUAUUAGACGGAACUGGCACACCAUAAGCCCCGAACUCUGUACUUGGAGUGGUACCCUUUAUCAAUCUUCUAACGCAUCAUUUACUGGUAUUGUCCUUGAUAAUAUUCCCGACCCCACACAUGGUAAGAGAGAAUUCGAAGCAUUCUUCAGCCGUCUACUCCUUCGUCAGGCCAACUUUGCUAUUAGUUAUCAGUCUAGCAGUCCGGACCCUUCUGACCUUUAUACCGAGUUGGUAACGGAAGAACUAGUGUCCUUGUUUGACACAUAUCUUCGAUAUCAGGGUGAAGAUGAUAAGUGGCGAGACUCCGGACGAGGCUAUUUCAAGGAGCGUGUUUACCAUUUUACCUCCCAGGGACGGAGGCUCGAACUUUGUCUCCCUGCUUUCCCCUGUAAAUCAUCCAAUACCGACAAAGUCACGGGUAAAGACCCUGACCGUGGCGAGGAGCUGGCCCUGGAACGUCUUCAUGGCUUUGUCGAAGCUGUCGAGGCGAUAUACAGCGCAGGCGCUAAGCUCUGGAUAAUCAGCGAUGGACAUGUUUUCAGCGACUGCAUUGGUGUCAACGAUAAAGACGUUGACGCGUAUUGUCAGAAGUUGAUUAAGAUGAACCGAGAGAUUGGCUUUAGAAGGGGCAACACGGACCGAGUAGGGUUUAAGUCCCUUGUCGAUCUUUUCGAGCUAGAAAAGUAUAACAGUUCAUUGAAGCUCGCAAAGAUUGACAGCUUCGAUAUUCCAGUUAUCAACCAUCAUGUACAGACAUGGAUAACCACGGAAGCUGAGCUAUGCCGACGCCUGCUAAUGGCAGGAUGUCAAUCGCAGAAAUCUGCGCUCCGAGCUAGGAUCGAGUCCCAAGAGGCGGGAGUCCUGGCUUUAUAUCGUGGAUUUUCGCGGUUUAUGCUUGAGGAUUUGGAGCUCCAUCCGUUCACGCGAACGAUGAGCCGCUCGAAGCAGAAGAAACUAGCGUCCAAAGUGGCGUUUGAGAUGAUUAUGAGGAACCAGGCAUACUCAAAUCUUGUGGAACUCCUCUUCCCAAACCACAUUCGGUUAUCAAUCCAUGCACACAAUAAUGCGGGGCCAAAGUUUGGUGUUCAGCUCUUCGACCCCAAACUUGUCAGGGCAAUUGAAUCGCUUUCGCAAAAUAGCAGCUCCGUGACUUCUCUGGACCUAUUACACAUCCCUACUCCUUGGCAUAACUGUGUGGCAAAGGUCGCCGGUAGCGAGGUUCUGUAUGUGACUAAGGCCAAGGUAGUACGGGAAGCACUUGCUAGAGGAGAGAUGGUAGGAAAAUUGGUUACACAAGAGGACAGAUUCGAUCCCAGCCGCGGAGUAUAUUUCGCUUUGCAUGAUGCUAGCCAUAGUGGCAUCGAUAUUCGGAUGCGAGAGGCGAUUAAACGGGAAAAGAUAUGUUUAGAACCCUCGAAGAGCGACAAGUCCAGAAAGGGUUGUACAUCGUAAGUGAACCAAAUUAACCUACUAAUUAUAUUUUGACGAGGUAUCUUAACGGACCGACUUGAACUGACUUGAACUUUAAGGCUGAUGGUUGCAUCCGCCUUGUAUCAGCCACCUCGUCCAUAACCUUUGGAGUGCGACACCGAUUACGUCCUCAUCUGAGCUUGUGAUUCGACACUGUUGUACAUGUGCUCUCUAGAGCAGGUGGAUGAGACUAUGGAACUUACCAGGGCUAACGGCGAAGGU
This is a messenger RNA of Daldinia caldariorum, 1800 nucleotides long. Its product is annotated as Pyoverdine/dityrosine biosynthesis protein-domain-containing protein. Lineage: Eukaryota; Fungi; Ascomycota; Sordariomycetes; Xylariales; Hypoxylaceae. The coding region runs from base 1 to 1560 and encodes 519 amino acids. The transcript has 5 exons. The record is from RefSeq and is a predicted model, not a curated record.